Molecule: messenger RNA, 3843 nt
Organism: Amphiprion ocellaris (clown anemonefish)
Lineage: Eukaryota; Metazoa; Chordata; Actinopteri; Pomacentridae
Gene: zmynd12
Product: zinc finger, MYND-type containing 12
Exons: 8
Coding region: 109-1242 (377 amino acids)
Molecular function (GO): protein binding
Source: RefSeq, a predicted model, not a curated record
CGUAAAACUUAGUUUCUCGACUGCUGCUAGCUCAGUAAGCUAACGGUAUCUCGAAAAACAGAGCACAUACAGUGUUUUAGCCGUGUGAAGUGGAUAUUUUUGGUACUAAUGGGAGGCAAACCUAAAGUUUCGAGUAAAAUAAUUCCUCUCGCCUCACCCAAAGGACCGGAGAAGCUGUGUGAACUCUGUCAAAGAGUCGCACGGCUGCAGUGCACCGAAUGUCGAGCCACUUUUUACUGUGAUGAAGAGCACCAGCAGGCUGACUGGGUGGGGAUCCACAGGAGAAUUUGUCAGCUGCUUGUUCCCAUCCGCACCCAGACAUUCCUAAGUCUCCAGAGGGCUGGCCAGAUUGUAACGCAGCAGAAAAAGGCAGAGCUGAUUGAGAUUUGCAGGUCGGUGGCUCAACAGAAGCUUUCUGAAGGGAAACACCAAGAGGCCCUGCCCGCCGCCCAGUUCUGCCUGCGAUGUUCCAUAGACGUCCACGGCCCCAACACUGUCCAGCUGGUCCCGGCCUAUCUGCUGCUGGCUGAGGCCAACAUUGGUCUGGGAAAUGUAAGCCGAGUGGCAGAGCUGCUGUCCCAGGCGGAAUGGUCAGUGUUGAAGAGCCCAGACUGUGGUCACGCAGUCCACCACCGGCUGCACAGGAGCCUGGGCCGCCUCCACAUGGCCACUGGAAACCUGGAACAAGCUCUGCUUCACUUUGCAAACGAUAUAUAUUUUGCCAGUGAGGCGUUUGGUUUGGACAGCACCAUCACCUGCCGUGGCUACUUCCUCAUGGCUGAUGCAUUUGCCAAGCAGGGAAAGACGCCCAUUGUUCGUUCCUUGUACUCGGAAGUGACGCAGAUUUGGCAUUGCCAUCUCACCAACCUCCUGGAGAACCGCAUUCAAAACGCCCAGAAUCCUAACGUGUUGUUGGACUCCUCUUAUGACAACCAAUCAGACAAAGCCCAGCAGGUUGAAGUGGAUGACAUGUUGAGAACCAUGUUGGAGUUUGAGCAGAAAGACCCCAGAAAAGACCCUGCUCAGGUUGCACGUGUGGCCCACUGCCUGGCCAUGAUGUGGUUCCUGGCAGGAGACUCCAGGAAGGCGCAGGGAUUUGGCAGCACAGCUUUGCAGGCCGGCCAGCUGAUACCAAACCCUGACCUGACAGAGCCCAUCCAGAGCCUGCUGCAGCUGGUGCAGAGUUUGCAGACAGAAGCACAUCCCAGUUCUGACGAGUCGCAAAACUCGGCCUCUGCUUGAAGAUCUGCUCCAUCGGGACAGCUUUUUAGCCCCACCCAUGUGAAGGUAGAACAGGGGUGUCAAACUCAUUUUAUUUCAGGGGCCACAUCACAGUAUUAAUAAUCAAUAAAUAACGACAACUCAGAAUUUUUCCCUUUGUUUUAGUGCAAAAAAAGUACAUUCUGAAAAUGUUCACAUUUCAGGAACUUAAAAAACAGGACACAAAAUGUCAAAAGCGAGAAACAAAAUGACAAAAAAUGACACAAACGACAUGGAACAAAACAGAAGAGACAAAAAAUUAGACAAAAAAAAAUUACAAAACAACAAAAACAUGGACAAAAACGAGACAAAAAAUACACAAAAUGACAAAAACCAGACAAAAAAAUGACAACAGUGAGAAACAAAAUGAAAAAAAUGGACAAACAACACAAGAGAGACAAUAAAAAUGCAAAACGACAAAAAUAACACACAAAACCACAAAUAAAGCAGAACACAAAAUGACAAAAUAAGACAGAAAACACAAACAAGACAAAAAGGAAACACAAAGCAACAAAAAUAUGAGACAAAUGACAAAAGUCAGACAAAAAAAGAGGAAAAACAACAAAAGCAAGACAAAAGAUUACAAAAAUGAGGCACAAAAUGACAAAAAUUGAGACAAACGGCACAAAACAAAACAACAGAGGCAAAAAAUUAGACAAACAAGUUACAAAGCGACAAAAAAAUUAAAGACAAAAAAUGACAAAAGUGAGAAGCAAAGCAACAAAAAAGUAGACAACACAAGCAUGACAAAAGGCACAAAAUGACACAAUGGACAAAACAACAAAUGAAGGAAAACACAAUGACUAAAAUGGGACAAAAAACACAAGCGAGACCAAAAGGAAACACAAAACAAUAAAAACGAGAAAUAAAAUGACAAAAGAACGAGACAAAUGACAAAAGUCAGACAAAAACCAACAAAAAGAGGACAAUAUAUUUCAAAAACGAGACACAAAAUGACAAAAGAACAAUCUAGUCUUUUACUUUAUGAUAAAAACAACUUGUCAUGGUCUAGAAAUUAUUUUAAAUUUACAGUCUUGCAAAUUUAGAAUUUGCAGUUGAUGUCUUCUCUGGAAUUUUUACCGGAUUGGACUCGCUGGACGGCCACUUUUGGCCCGCGGACCUCAUGUUUGACACCCCUGAGAUAGAAACUCCCCAACUGCUAUCAAAUAUAAAAGUUAAGUAAAGCACUUAUAAUGUGAUUUAGGCUUCAUCCAGAUGUUGUGAACUGCCAUUAUAAGUAGAAAAUGAGAAAAUAUUGUUUUUUGCUGAAUUUGGGGAUUUUUUUCAGACAAGGAAACAAUAUUUUUAGGUGCCUGUAAAUGAGGACAACAGGAGGGUUAAGCACAAAUUCAAAUGUUGAUCUUGAGAUGUUUAGGUGCAGUUAAAGAAGGAUGGGACAUAUUUUCACUGGUUUUGAAUAAUGACUCAUCUUUAUUUUAAUCUAAAAAAAGAGGGAUAUAUAUUUACAUCAUUUUGAACACUUGUGAAUUACAUGAUUUUGGGAUCCAUUUUGUAACACUGUCAGAAUGAUACAGAACAGAAUAAUGGUCAAGGGCAUUUCCUAAAACCUUUUCUAAUGCAAUGUGUUUGCUCAUUUCGUACCCAGCAAUCCUGAGCUUCUUCAUCAAUUCAACACAUCCAGAUAGAAUUCUGUCUGUAGGUCAUCAACAGAGUUGCAGUAUUUCACUGAAGCAAAAACAUUGCAUCUUACUCCUGCAAAUAAAAGAAUAUUGUAAACCUUUAAAGCAAGCCUCAGGUUCGUUUUAAAUCAGACAUAAAGUAAACCUGACGACUGCCGUGAAAUCUUACAUAUUAUAUACAAAUCUGAAACAUUUACUCUUUAUAUCAAAACAAUCAUCUCACUACUAGUGUUAUUUGUAUGGAAUUAUACAACGAAAUGUUUGUUUUUUGGCAUUCAGAUUCAUUUUUAUGUGUGGAGAGGCAGCAAAACAUGGAAACACUUGGAUUUUUCUUUUAUUCCCUUUUUUUUUUUUUUUUAAACGUUUUGAACCAAAUAUACAUUAGCAGCAGUUUGGAAUUAAAUAGUAACCUUGUGCUCUGUUGUUGUACACAGUGACUCGUCCAGAGGUCCCCGACAUGUUUGUUCCAGGCUGGCCAAGCGCCACACAGGCUAAUAAUUAGGUUUUUCCUUCCUUCCUUCCCCUCCUGUCACUAGCAUGUGGUACCCCUGUUCCUCUCAGAAGCCUCCAUGCCUCGUAUCGGAAAGAAAUCUUUCCGAACCGGGACCUUGAUCCUCAAACCAGACAGUGAAAAGGCAUUUUGAAAGUUGAUAGGGCACUGUUAACCCUCCUGUUGUCCUCAUUUACAGGCACCAAAAAAUACUGUUUCCUUGUCUGAAAAAAAUCCAAAAAUUCUGCUAAAAAAAUCCCCAAAUUUCUGAAAAUUUGCAAAACCUUCAGGAAGAAAAUUCCAAUAAUUCCUUAAAAGUUUCCCUUGAAAGUUUUAUUUUAAAAAAUCCCCCAAAUUUGGUAAGAAAAUUUUUGUAAAUAUUUUUAAAAACUGAGUGAAAGUCUUCCAAAAAAUCCUAAAAAUAUCUAAAGUGAUUCCAUAUAUAUAGGUAAA